AAAUGUGAGAAGAGAGUACGUGCGAAAAUGGAAGGGGAUGCGGUCCCUCCAAGCAUCUUGGGGGAAAGUAAAGCAGGGUAUGUCCUGGGUAACGUUGCAGAGGUCGUGGAGAGGAUUUUGACAUUUGUGCCCACUAAAAAUCUCUUCCGGGUAGCAAGUGUGUGCAGACUAUGGAGGAAUUGUGCACGCAGAGUGCUGAGGACACAGCAGAGACUGACCUGGCUCUCUGCCUCAGGCUCAUCCAUAUGCAGGGAACAUGUUUUGUUUACGACCAUGGAAGAAGACUUGGAGAAAAUCUACCUUCUGCCCCAGACUGCUCUCUUAAUGGUAGAUGGGGACUUCAUCUGGCCUUGUACCUACUUAACCGAUACCAGGAGUUGUGAUGAAGUGGUGCCAGAUCCUGUUGAGAAGCUCAGACGUAUACUGCCCAAAAGCUGUGACAUAUUAGGCAUUGUUGCAGCAGGAAUUGUUGUGACCCCCAGUGGUUCCCCCAGCAGCCCCCCACAAGAGCACGAGGCGGGUGAGGCUGGUUUUAGUCUGCUUUUUCCUGCCAUGGACGGGGUCACCAUCCAGUCAUUUCACUUCUGCAAAAAGAGCCUCAGUGACACAGCAAUGGAGGAGGCAGGGUUGAUUAAUAAUCCUGAUCUAAAGGUGGUGCUGAUGUUCAACUACAACACCUAUAAACCUGGAGGUGGACGCUUUCUUAACAAGCUACUGGAACCUCUUUCCCAAAGUAACAUUCUUAUAGUCGGAGGACAGGUCGAGAGAGAGUUUACCAAUGAGCCAACCUGCUGUUCUGAAGACUCCUUUGGCGCAGUAGGUCUGAGCAUCAGCGGCUCCAAGGUCCAGGGUGCGUCAGUUCUAGUGGAGCAGGACGUUAGCACCGCCAAAGGAGCCGAGGCUACUAUCCAGCGGCUGAAGGCUGCUAAUAUCCCCGAGAGAAACACUAUGGGCUUUAUGUUUGCCUGUGUGGGCCGCGGCCACAACAGCUACAACGAACAGCUGAACGUGGAGGCCGACGCCUUCCGGAAGAUCUUCUCUAACGUCCCACUUCUGGGAUUCUUCGGCAACGGGGAGAUCGGCUGCGACCGCAUUGUCAAAGAGAACUACACACUGAGCGAGACCGAUGCUGAUGGACUACAACACUCUUUUACAACAGUCAUGAGUCUAGUGCAUUUUGGAUAGUAAACUAAGCUGUUUUGAAAGCCCCUAGCCCCUUGGUGUUUCAGGACAGACACUGAAUGCUUGUUGAAGGUCAGAUCAGGUAAAAAUCUCUUAGGUUCUUCUUUGUUUUAUUUCUAAAAUCAGAAUGUCAAAUUUUUAGCAGGUCUGUUUAAACGCUUGCCAUGACCUUAAUGUAGUGGAUACAACAGCACUGGCAUCAGAAAUCAACUGGAGAUUAAAAGCUUGUUUACUAGCAUGCUAAUUUUGAUGUUGCUAAAGUGUUCACUUGCGUUUAGUUGGGAAAUGCUAAACGGUUAGGAAUUAGUUUGAAUGGCACGGUGCUAAACCUCGACCUUUGACUUGAGAUUUAUGUGUAACUCUGUGUAGAGCAGAGCCCAAAUCUUUCAACUAAUCAGUUUUCUCGUGGGCCGAACAGCUCACUAAAGCCUUAUGUAUGAGUAGUUUUUAUACAUUUACAACGCACUUUGAAAAACGAGAAGCUAACUGUGGUAAAAUUGGUGAACAGUGCAGCCGUUUAUCAGUUUUGGUUUAUAACAAUGGGCUCAACUCAAUUCCUGGAGGGCCGCAGCUCUGCACAGUUUUGCUUCAACCCUAUCAAACACAGCUGAUCCAAUUAAUUGAGGUGUUGAAAAGAGUCUUAAACACCUUGAUUAGUUGGAUCAGCUGUGUUUGAUCAGGGUCGGAGCAAAACUGUGCAGAGCUACGGCCCUCCAAGAAUUGAGUUUGAGACCUAUGCUUUAUAUUAUAAGACUUUGGUAUGACUAGGCUACCUUCACUUCUGGUUUUAUGUUUAAAAGUGUUCAGGUCAAUGUGCUGACCUUUUUUGUUGUAUUUUAAGUUUAAUCAGUUACAUAGUGAGCCACAUUCUAAAACCAGUGCUAUGAAUCUACAGGAAAAGCAUUAGCAAUGAAAGACUGUAGAGCAUAGGUCUCAAACUCGAUUCCUGGAAGGCCACAACUCUGCACAGUUUUGCUCCAACCCUAAUCAAACACAGCUGAUCCAACUGAUGAAGGUGUUCAUGACUCUUUUGAACACCUCGAUUAUUUGGAUCAGCUCUGUUUGAUAGGGUUGGAGCUAAUCUGUGCAGAGCUGCGGCCCUCUAGGAAUUGAGUUUGAGACCAUUGAGGAUUAGUUUCUGUUGCUUGGUAAGUAAAGCUUUAUCAGCUCAUAUAAAUACAAUAAGUAACAAAUAAAGACAAUUUCUAAGUGCUCAGAGUAAUAAAGGACAGACGUCACUGUGUUUUCCCUCCUCUCUCUGUCCCAAAACCUUCUAUAAAAUCCAGUUCACUUCUUGCAGGCUAGAUUUCCAUUCCUGUGUUCAUCAGUUCAGUCAAGUCAAUGGUUAAUCAGUCAUUCUGUGCUGUAGCUUAAAUAAGUGUUGUUCACAGACAAGUGUACUGUUAAAGGGCCGUCUGUCUGCAUUGUGGAGAUGUUUCUAAUGCAAUAUUUAGAAGUUUGAUUCAGCGUUGUUACCAAGUCCUCCUCUGUUUGUUCCUCUCAUCAUUUGUUCUGAUAAUACAUAAUCCUUGGCUUUUAUAUUGCUUUAGCUAACAGGAAAGUAACUUUUACUACUGUCAUGAAUGUUUCAUGGCUGUGUGUUGUUGUUUUUUUCUUUACUGUUUACAUGUGCUAACUGGAAAAAAUCAGUCAUUCAGUUUGCUCAUGUUUCCAUUUAUGCGACCUGACAUGUAAAUAAUUAUGUAUAUAAUAAAACCCAGAUAAAGGUU
Messenger RNA from Danio aesculapii, 2912 nucleotides. It is a transcript of the gene fbxo22, whose product is annotated as F-box protein 22. Gene Ontology annotation, biological process: protein polyubiquitination; regulation of skeletal muscle fiber development; positive regulation of proteasomal ubiquitin-dependent protein catabolic process. The record is from RefSeq and is a predicted model, not a curated record. The transcript is spliced from 7 exons. NCBI's taxonomy places the organism in Eukaryota, Metazoa, Chordata, Actinopteri, Cypriniformes, Danionidae. Bases 28 to 1185 code for a protein of 385 amino acids. Gene Ontology annotation, molecular function: protein binding.